This is a messenger RNA of Clupea harengus (Atlantic herring), 2346 nucleotides long. RefSeq names its product interleukin 2 receptor subunit gamma a (gene il2rga). NCBI's taxonomy places the organism in Eukaryota, Metazoa, Chordata, Actinopteri, Clupeiformes, Clupeidae. Gene Ontology annotation, cellular component: external side of plasma membrane. Gene Ontology annotation, molecular function: cytokine receptor activity; protein binding. The record is from RefSeq and is a predicted model, not a curated record. Gene Ontology annotation, biological process: cytokine-mediated signaling pathway.
CCUAGCAACACAGGAAACUAUCUACCCACAGACACGCACCGCAGGCUGUUCGAGAGAAAGGAAGUGAAGUGAAGUUAUGCGCCCCGAAGAUCAGUCGAGCUGAGGAUUGGGAAGGAACGUGCCGAGAGCACGGAACAGGUGAACAUGAUGCUACCGCUGCUCCCUCUGCUCCUUCUCUCGUGGAGUGUGUGCGAGUCCGCUUCUCUGCCUGAGGUGAGCUGCUACAUUGUGAACCUGGAGUACGUGAAGUGUACAUGGAACCAGCCCAAAGCUCCUGUGCUCAACUACACCUUCUUCGCAGGCUGGAGAGAGUCCCUGACCCCGAGUGUGCCUGAGUGUCCCCGGUACCUGCUGGAUGAGGAGGGUGUGUCAGUGGGCUGCAGAUACCCCUACAGUGAGCCUGAUCGUUUCAGGACAUUCUGCACCUCACUGAUGGGGCCAGGGGGACUCUCAGUCAACCAAAGCCACUCUCUCACCAAUAAAGUGAAACUGAAUCCCCCGGUCGGCCUGCGGCUGCAGAGGAAGGGACGUGUUCUGGAGCUAACCUGGGAGGUCAAAGCUGGCUACAAGCGCGUGCACUGCAUCCAGAGCAGGGUCCAGUAUGCCCUCAACGAUAAUUGGCAGAAUGCCAACGAGCUGGUUCCUGGAUCAAUGGAGUUCUUCGUGGCGUCCCCCUCCAAUAACAGUCAGUACAAGUUACGGGCGCAGGCGCGCAUUUCCUCAAACUGUGGUGAAUCAGAGUGGAGCGAGUGGAGCCCCCUAGUGGUAUGGGGGAACCGCACAGACACCUCCCGAGCUCCUCCUGCUGUGGCGGUGUCAGGGAUGUCUCUGGUCCUGUAUGUGUGUCUAGCAGCGGUGGUGCUCAUUCUGCUCUCCUGUCUGUUAGUGCACAGUGAAAGACUGCGGAUCACACUCAUCCCCAUGGUACCCAACCCUGGCAAGAACCUGACGGAACUCAUCGACACGUACAAUGGAAACGUGGAGAAAUGGCUGUGCAUCUCCAAAGAGCUGCAGGAGGGCUUCAAGCCCACGUUCACGGAGCGCACGUACCCGGUCCGGGAGUACCAGCUGCUGGCCCAGACCAGUGUGGAGAGCGACAGCGGCGUGUCCCUGUCUGACUCGCCCUCGCCCUCUCUCUGCUCCUACUCCUCCACCUCCACCCUGCCUUGCAGCCCCGACCCCUCACCCAACGGAUCCUGCUGAACAUGCCCCGACCCCUCACCCAACGGAUCCUGCUGAACAUGCCCCGACCCCUCACCCAACGGAUCCUGCUGAACAUGCCCCGACCCCUCACCCAACGGAUCCUGCUGAACAUGCCCCGACCCCUCACCCAACGGAUCCUGCUGAACAUGCCCCGACCCCUCACCCAACGGAUCCUGCUGAACAUGCCCCGACCCCUCACCCAAACGGAUCCUGCUGAACAUGCCCCGACCCCUCACCCAAUGGAUCCUGUUGAGCUCUUCCCAGUGCCUCACUGACCGAAUCCUGCUGAACAUGCCCCAAACCAUCAUGAACUGGAUCCUAUACUUGCCACACCUGCAACCUCCUCAACAUACUUUGUGUGUUUGUAUGUAUGUGUGUGUGUAUGUAUGAGUGUAUGUGUGUGUCUGUGUGAGUGAGUGUCUGUCUGUCUGUCUGCUUUUUUAAAGGGUGAUUGUUGUGUUUUGUGUACGUCACCGCUUGCUGCGUAUUGCAGAUUUAGAAGGCCAAUCAACGGAGAUGAAUAUAUGUCAGAGACUAAGUCCUAGUCUCAUGCCAUGGAGCUUGUAGUCAUAUGUGUGUGUGUGCGUGUGCGUGUGCUUGUGUGUGUGUGCUAGUGUGUGUGUGUGUGCAUGCUGGUGUGUGUGUGUGUGUGUGUGCUGGCGUGAUAAUGCUUCUCUGAUAUUAGCAUGCAGCUAUAAUGGGACGUUAUAGCGAGUGCUUACGUAAUAAUGCUACUAUGAUAUUAGCAUGCAGCUAUAAUGGGACGUUAUAGCGAGUGCUGACGUGAUAAUGCUUCUCUGAUAUUAGCAUGCAGCUAUAAUGGGAUGUCAUAACGAGUGCUUACAUGAUAAUGCUACUAUGAUAUUAGCAUGCAGCUAUAAUGGGAUGUCAUAACGAGUGCUUACAUGAUAAUGCUUCUCUGAUAUUAGCAUGCAGCUAUAAUGGGAUGUCAUAACGAGUGCUUACAUGAUAAUGCUACUAUGAUAUUAGCAUGCAGCUAUUAUGUGAUGUUAUAGGGAGUGCUUACAUCAUGAUAUUGGACAAGACAUCUUAAACAGGCCUCUUUCUUAUACCUCUUACAAUAACUUGAUAGCUGUGUAUUUUUUAUUUUUGAAUGAUGCAAGUAUACAUUUUAAACCAAGA